GUAUUUCUUCUUCCUCGAGAAGAAAGAUCCCGUCUCUCUCUCUUUCGUGUCUUCUUCUUUUUCAACUUUCUGAUACUGUUGACGACGACGACGACGCCGGACGAUUUGUCUUCUCUCCAAUCUCCGGUCAUCGGAGAGGUACAAUCGAUAUCGGAGAGUUUACAAACGUGAACUCCAACUUCCGAUCUGCAACAGUUGAGAUUUAGAGGUAUGAAUUGGGUUCAGAGAAAGAUAUAUCUGUACAAUGUUACCUUUGGGCUCUAUAUGUUGGACUGGUGGGAGCGGUGCCUUUUCAACACUCUAGUGCUUGUGCUGAUGUGGUUCGUGUGCUACAAUGGGUUUCAACGUGCUACUCAGUUCUAUACAAGAUUCAGCCUAUCGAAUGUUGAGGUUGUUCCGGGAUUUGAUAACCUAUCACAGCAUGGAGCAUCAUUUCAAUAAUUUAGAGUAACAAAUGAACCAUUGAAAUGAAUCAUGCUUGUUUAAUUAGCAGCUUCUCUGUUGUAUCAGUAUGUGAUGCUAGAAGACUUCAUUCAAUAUCCAGAUUUGUUCCAUUUUUUUAUAUGUAAAAUUCAUGCAACCAUUGAUUUUCCUUGUGUUUUUAUUGAACAUCUUUUUUUGAACUACCACUAA
Messenger RNA from Impatiens glandulifera, 633 nucleotides. RefSeq lists its product as uncharacterized. Bases 211 to 441 code for a protein of 76 amino acids. The record is from RefSeq and is a predicted model, not a curated record. NCBI's taxonomy places the organism in Eukaryota, Viridiplantae, Streptophyta, Magnoliopsida, Ericales, Balsaminaceae. The transcript has 4 exons.